Vicia faba (fava bean) is the source of this 525-nucleotide messenger RNA. The record is from the annotation of a GenBank genome assembly. Lineage: Eukaryota; Viridiplantae; Streptophyta; Magnoliopsida; Fabales; Fabaceae.
AUGUCAUCGUCAUCAUCAAUCCCAUCAUUAAUCUCAUCCUCACUCCUAAGAAAAACAAACACCAUCACCAAACCUUUCUCCACCACAAACAUAAACCCUAGAAAACCUCUCCCUGUCAUCAACAACACCGUCACCAUGUCGAGUCUUUCCUCAAACAACGACAACAACACACCCGACUACCCUGCUAAAGCCCCGCCCGAAAUUCCAAUCAUACCCAAAACCGAACCAUCUUCUGUUCCUAAAGAGAAUCCCACUAUUCCAACACCUAAACCCGAAGUAGACCCGGAGGUUCCACCGGAAAUAGUUACUAAUCCUCCUGAGUUCAUUCCGUUUCCAAAUCCGAAACCGAAACCGGAUGGUCCGAAACCUCCUCUAUCUCCUCCGGGACAGGAUACGCCGUUCCCGAUACCUGAUGUUGUACCGCCUCAGCCACCUGAGGUUGUUCCUCCGCGUCCUCCUAGACCGGAUAUUGUUCCGCCGCCAUCUACUCCACCGCCGCCAACAGGACCAACCAUCAUUACGUAG